Molecule: messenger RNA, 2345 nt
Organism: Phasianus colchicus (ring-necked pheasant)
Lineage: Eukaryota; Metazoa; Chordata; Aves; Galliformes; Phasianidae
Gene: LAD1
Product: ladinin 1
Molecular function (GO): structural molecule activity
Source: RefSeq, a predicted model, not a curated record
CAAAGUGUGAUGGAGGAGCGGAGCAGGGGCCGAUGUCAGGACCAGCGGAUGGGUGGAGGUGCAGGAUGCACUGCUGGGCCCCGGGGCGAGGCUGAGGAAUGCCCCAAUUACAGCACAAUUAUGAGAACUGGAAGCUCUCCACUGCCCUCAGCCAAAGGAACACGCGUGGGGAUGAGGCACAGGACAGUGUUCCCAAGGGAAAAAACAACAAUCCUGGCCUGGCUCCUUAAUGGGUAUAAAUGGGUGUCCUCUGCUGCUCUGCGCCAGCCAGUCCACGCCAAAACACCUUUGCCUGGAUGCUUGCGAGGUUUUGGGGCUGCCGGAGACCCACGAGAAGCGGUGAUGUCUUUCAGCAGGAGGAACUGGUCUGACCUCUCCAGCCUGGCCAGGCAGAGGACACUUGAAGAUGAAGAAGAGCAGCAGAGGGAGCGCCGGCGGAGGCACCGCAACCUGUUGUCCUCCUCAUCCGUGGAUGAAGACCACCCCAGCCCUGGGAAGGACCCCAGCCCCGCUCCCAGCAGGCCCCAGGCCCCGGUGAAGCUGAUGGCUCCCGAGGAGGGCGAAGAGCGUAAGCUGACAGAGGUGCUGAGGACAAAAGAAGGGAGACGGAUGAGGUCAACAAUGGCAGUGCCUGAGAAACCAAAACAGGAGAAGGAGCAGCAGGAGGCAGGAAUGAAGCCGCACACGGGGCAGGAGAGCAUCGCGGCUGCAGAGCGGGGUCAGGAUACGGCCCCAGCCCCAGCAGGAGAGCAGCACCCGGAGCAGAGCCAUGGGAGGAAGGUGACAGCAAGAGGACGGCUGCAGGACAGAGACGGAUCGGGUGUGGGGACACUGCGGGGAGAGCAGAGGAGGGAGGAGGAGCAGCAGCGAGUGGCUCCAGAGCUGGGGGGCUGCCGGCUGCGCGAGGUGAAGAUCCUGACCCGGACCAGGAGCUCCAGCACGGAGGAGAAGGCAGCCUCAGAGGGGACCUCACCUCCAGCCCAGCAGCAACCACCCAGGAAUCCCUCAAAGGAGGGAAUGCAGCCGCCUCCCAGCCAGGAGGAACCUACAGAAAAGCGGGAUGCUCCUCCAGCUCCUGCCACCUACAGCACCUCCAUCAGAAGAAGCAGCCCAAGAACAGUCUCCUUUCGGGUGAUCUCAAAUAAACAGAAAGAAGAAAGUGAGAGUCCUCUUGCAAGAAGCGCGAGCAUGAGGAUCCCAGGCAGCAGCAGCAGCAUUGAGGAGAAGCUGGAAAAGUACACAUCAGCUGUGCAGCGCUCGGGCUCAGUGAGAUCUUCCCUGACAGUCCAGAAGAGCCUGAUGUUGACUUCAGAGGGGGUGGCCAGCAAACGCAACUUCUUCGAGGCCAGCGCUCCCAGCAAGGCAGAGCCGCUCGCUGCCAGGAAGGACAACCUGAAGAUCCCGGGAUCGGUGACGUCGCGCAUUAACCUGUGGAUCAGCCGAACUCAGGAGCCUGCCAAGGAGGAAAAGAGCAAGGACAUCAGGAAGAUCAACAGCCUGCCAAGGCGUGACGGCUGGGUGAAGCCGCCCAGAGAAACCCCUGCAAACCCCGAGUUGUAACAAUACCAUACGCAACAUUAUCAGAUGAUAAAAACUGUUCUGCUCUGAAGAUCAAAGCCUGGCCCUGCCCUGCCGUCCAGCAGCCCAUAGUGCCAAAAAGUCCCCACUGCCACCUGCGGGUGGAACGGUGCGGCCCGGGGUCCUCUGCUGGUGGGCUGGAAAGGAAGAAGGCUGGAAGUCCAUCCCUGCAUCCCCUCUCCUCUCUCGCUGCCCUGGCCAGGAGUACCCAGACCUGGAGGCUCCCUGCAGACUCUGAACAGACCCUUGCCUUGCUUUCCUACAACGUUGUGCUGUCCUGCUCCCAUUCCCUGGCUGUGCCCCAUAACUGUGCUUGCUAAAGGGAUCUGCCCAUACCUGUCCCUUGCAGCUGGAUCGUGUCAGCAGUGAGGCUGCACAUCCAUAAACUGUGCCCAGCCCCAUGUGUGGGGCGAGGUGGGGGGCAGGGAGAUGUCACCCCUCCCCAGGGCUGGCCCAACCAAAGGCAAAGGCUGCAAAGUGUGUGUGCCACGAUUGUAGCCUUGAGACCCCGAAGACCCCAAAGCCACCUGGUCCCCACAUGCCCGCUGUGCCCACCUGGGGGGACACCAGUUGCCUAUAACACGAUGCCCAAAUCCUUCUGCCACAGGCUGGGGCUGUGCCUUCAGCAAUCACUGUGCUGUCCAAAUUCUGUGUGGGACCCUCCUGCUGCCCCCGGAUCUGCUCUUGCUUGUUUGGCUUUGGAUAGGACUUGAUUUUCUCUAGGACUGGGUUGUUUUCUAAUAAAAGUGGCUCCUUCUGAAAUGUUC